Molecule: messenger RNA, 339 nt
Organism: Diaporthe batatas
Lineage: Eukaryota; Fungi; Ascomycota; Sordariomycetes; Diaporthales; Diaporthaceae
Exons: 2
Coding region: 1-339 (112 amino acids)
Source: RefSeq, a predicted model, not a curated record
AUGCCCGGCGGGUAUGGGUGGGACAGAGUGAUGGCCCGCUCACCGAGAGGAGCUCCAGGCCUGCGGUACAGCCAACUGGCACGGGCAGAACUGUUUUUCCCUCGAUGCUGCGCCGGCCGGCUAAGGGGGGAAAGCGCGAGGCAAAAAAAGUCUGAUGACUCCCGCCCACCAGAAAAGCGAAUCGACCGACCGACCGACCGACCGACCGACGACUCAUCCCCAGCAGCAGCACACAAGCGAUCGCACCGCACAGCACCCGCCCAGCGGCAGCGCCAGCAUCACACCGCAUUUGCUCCGGCUCUUGUUCCCAUCUUGCAUCAUCUCGAUCCUCGACGCUGA